UGUCCAAUCAAUUCACACACUCUUCCUCCCUCUCUCUCUCUCUCUACCUAGAGAGAGAAAGCCAAGAAUAAACCACUCUCCUAACACCCACUGCCACACCACUUUUAACCGUUACACCACUUUCUCUCUCUCUCUUCAACAUGGAGAAACAUCCAAUAUUCUUCAUUUGCAUCAUCUUAUUCUCCCUGUCUAUGACAGGAAAACCCGACCUAACUGCGGACCGGGCUGCUAUUCUGGCAAUCCGGUCCUCAGUAGGCGGACGUUCAAUUUUAUGGAACAUUUCCCAGCCGGCGACCCCGUGCACCUGGCCCGGGGUGGUGUGCGACAACAAAACCAACCGUGUUGUCGAGCUUCAUUUCCCGGGGAUGGGACUUUCUGGCAAGCUGCCAGAAAACACCCUCGGGAAUUUAACAGAGCUCACCACCCUGAGUCUCAGGUUUAAUGCACUCUCCGGGUCGCUUCCCUCCGAUAUAUUUACCCUCGGUAAUCUCCGUAACCUCUUCCUCCAAAACAACCUUUUUUCGGGCCAGAUACCCGAUUCGUUUUCGGGUAUGAGCAAUCUCGUGAGAGUGAACUUUGCUAAUAAUAAUUUCUCUGGUGAGAUUCCCAAUUCAGUUACUAACUUGACCCGGUUAGCUACAUUGUAUUUGGAAAACAAUGGGUUCACGGGUCCAAUUCCGGAUCUUACCCGGACCAAUAUAGCUCAGUUUAACGUCUCGAAUAAUCAAUUAACCGGAGAAAUUCCAUCCAAGUUAUCUGGUUUCCCGGAUUCUGCUUUCUCCGGGAAUUCGCUAUGCGGAAAACCGCUCACAUCUUGUACCGGGUCUGAAUCCGGAUCCGGAUCCGGGUCGGGUUCAAGUAAUGGGCUCUCUGGUGGGGCAAUUGCCGGAAUUGUGAUCGGGUCUGUUUUGGGUCUUUUGUUAAUUUUGUUGAUUUUAUUCUUUUUAUGUUGUAAGAAUAGAAAACAAAAGGAAAACACAACAUCAAAGAGUUUGGGUGAAACAGAACAAGUUAAAAUCGAUAUGCCGGUUGAGAAUGCAAACACGAAAUCAUCGAAAGCGGUUGAGAAUGUCGAUAGCUACCCAACGUUAGCUGCGGCUGCGGUUGGUGGAGCGGGUGGUGCGAAGGCGAAAUCGGGUGAGGUUGGGAAGAAACUUGUGUUUUUUAAGAAGAAUAAUGAGUUGGGGAAGUUUGAUUUGGAUGAUUUGUUGCGGGCGUCGGCGGAAGUGCUCGGGAAAGGGACGUUUGGGACCGCGUAUAAGGCGGUGCUUGAGACGGGAUUCGCGGUUGUGGUGAAGAGGUUGAAGGAUGUUACAAUGGGGGAUAAGGAGUUUAGAGAGAAAAUUGAAGGUGUUGGUGCAAUGGAUCAUGAGAAUUUGGUUCCAUUGAGAGCUUAUUAUUGCAAUGGGGAAGAAAAACUUCUUGUUUAUGAUUAUAUGCCAAUGGGAAGCCUUUCUGCUUUGUUACAUGGAAAUAGAGGAGCAGGAAGGACACCAUUGAAUUGGGAAACAAGAUCCUCCAUAGCCCUUGGGGCGGCCCGAGGAAUGGUGUACCUACACGCACAAGGCUCGACGGUCUCCCAUGGGAACAUUAAAUCAUCGAAUAUCCUGUUGACGUCGUCCUACGAAUCCCGAGUGUCUGAUUUUGGGUUGGCUCAGCUCGUUGGUCCUAGUGCGACACCAACCCGUGUGGAUGGCUAUCGCGCGCCAGAAGUAACGGAUGCACGCAAAGUUUCUCAAAAAGCAGAUGUGUACAGCUUUGGGGUGUUGUUGUUGGAGUUGCUAACGGGUAAAGCACCAACACACGCGUUGCUAAACGAAGAAGGGGUUGACCUCCCGAGAUGGGUUCAGUCGGUGGUUCGAGAAGAGUGGACUUCGGAGGUGUUUGAUCUCGAGUUACUUCGGUAUCAAAAUGUUGAAGAUCAUAUGGUUCAGUUGUUACAAUUGGCUAUCGACUGUUGUGCCCAGUACCCUGAUAAGCGACCGAAUAUGGUCGAUGUGGCUAACCACAUUGCCGAGCUUUGUGGUUCUACUGGUUCGCAUGCGCAAGAAACGUACCAGUCAACCGACAUUGUAAGCGAUUCGUGAUCCUUUCGGUUCGGGUUUUUCGGGUAUUGAAUUUGUUGUUUUGUUAUUUGAAAUGUUGAUUAUACAUACACAUUUUGAUGUUGUAGUUUGUUGAGUAAAUUGUAAUUUGUAAUAUGAAAUCUCAAUGUAAUUCUUUGCUUUGUUUAUGUAAAUUUGGGUUUUUUUGUUUUUGUUUUUUGUAUGUAUUAAAACUCAAAUUGAAAUUUU
Molecule: messenger RNA, 2294 nt
Organism: Helianthus annuus (common sunflower)
Lineage: Eukaryota; Viridiplantae; Streptophyta; Magnoliopsida; Asterales; Asteraceae
Product: probable inactive receptor kinase At1g48480
Exons: 2
Coding region: 141-2087 (648 amino acids)
Biological process (GO): protein phosphorylation
Molecular function (GO): ATP binding; protein kinase activity; protein binding
Source: RefSeq, a predicted model, not a curated record